This is a messenger RNA of Orbicella faveolata, 6754 nucleotides long. RefSeq names its product tectonin beta-propeller repeat-containing protein 2-like. NCBI's taxonomy places the organism in Eukaryota, Metazoa, Cnidaria, Anthozoa, Scleractinia, Merulinidae. The record is from RefSeq and is a predicted model, not a curated record. Gene Ontology annotation, molecular function: protein binding.
UUCCACAAUGGGUCUGGGGUGCCCAUUUUUUGUUUCCAGAGACUGAGGGGCAUAGAAAAAUAGCUAUUCUUCCGUGAUCCUGAUUAGAAGUCCUGGUUAAAUUUCAAUUUCACAUCCAAAGAAAGAAUGCAAGUUCAAAAUCCCGUAAAUUACAAACGCCACGAGAAGGGAUAGGAGGGGUGGUGCAUAGCCGAGAUUCCGAGAGGGACUGUGACUUGGUAGCGAGAACGCUUUAGAUUUCAGCGCGGGCUCAAUAACUAAAGUUUGUAAACAUGGCGCCUGGGAACGCGGAAUCACAACAAUGCUGACAUUUGCUAUUACAUUUUGACGCUAAUGCCGGACUUUGAUUGUCACAUGUUUACUGGAAUGGUUUCUUGAGAUGUUACUUUAAAUGAGGAACUCUGGAUUGUAGGAAUGGAGAUGGCCCAAGAUUUCCUUAUUGGAAGAGAUAUUGUUCUGGCAGAAUUAGAACCACUGAGUGAACUCCUAGACUCUCUGCCACAUAAGGUACAGUUUGGUCCCAAGAAUUUGAUGGGCCAUGUGUGGGAAAGAACCAAAGAACAUGGAGUAAAGAAUCUACUUCACGCUUUGAGAGGGAGAGCACAGGACAAUUUUAAAUCCUUGACCAUUGACUACACCUGUCUGGAUGUGUCAUUUGAUGCUAUUGUGCUUGGGACAAAUUUAGGAAUUAUCCUCCUUUAUGAUCGGACUUGUAGCAGGUUGUCAAGGCUGCCAUCAGAGGUCACUCACGAACAAGCCAAGUGUAUACGGCUGUUACCUGCCCACAGUUACACAGCUGUAGGCUUCAACAGUGGUUUGGUUACCAUCUUUACCUUUGUGCUGGCGUCACAAGGGUUUGGCAAGCCUCAGACCCUGCAUGUCAGUGGUGCACAUAACAGUCCAGUGACCUGCCUGGAAUGGUCCCCUGAUGGUGAACUGCUCUAUAGUGGGGAUGUUCUGGGCAAAGUUUAUGUCACUGUUAUUAAGUUCCGAGAGGGGUUGACCCAGACAGCCUUGGUGUUACAAGAACCAAGUCCUAUCAUCCAACUGUCGUAUUCAUGGGAAGCUCUGUUGAUUUCUUCUGAGAAAAGAACUGUUCUCUGGGAUUUCCAUGAUGAGAAGGCCACUCAGGUUGGACAGAAGGAAAGAAAAAGUCCUGGACGAUACGGUGCCUUAUUUUACCCCCCUACAAGAGGGACAUCCGACGAUAAGUUGAAGAUGUCACCAGACGUUUACACCUCCCGGCCAGGCCUCAGGUUAUGGACUGCUGAUAUCAACGGCAAGGUUUCCGCUACCCUGAUGUACAAGGGUUUGACCAAUGAAAACCCCCCGGGUAUUACGAUCUUAAACCCCCUUCCGCCCUGUUUCACGAGACUUCCCUCCGACUACCAAGCUCAGUUCGGUCCCCUGAGACUCUACCAUGGGCAGUUCUUUGUCACGUGGGAUGUGUCCCGCCUGUGGGUUCUUGACACGUCCCCCUGUGCCCUGGUUGGUUACCAUGACAACCUGGGUGACAUUGUGGAUGUCAGCACGGCUGGUCACGAGAUCUACGUUUUGCAGAGGGGAGGGGAGAGGCUAUUGAUGAAGUUGACUUUAAUUCCUAAACUGGCCAAUCCUUUGCUUGAUGAACUCUGGAUUGUAGGAAUGGAGAUGGCCCAAGAUUUCCUUAUUGGAAGAGAUAUUGUUCUGGCAGAAUUAGAACCACUGAGUGAACUCCUAGACUCUCUGCCACAUAAGGUACAGUUUGGUCCCAAGAAUUUGAUGGGCCAUGUGUGGGAAAGAACCAAAGAACAUGGAGUAAAGAAUCUACUUCACGCUUUGAGAGGGAGAGCACAGGACAAUUUUAAAUCCUUGACCAUUGACUACACCUGUCUGGAUGUGUCAUUUGAUGCUAUUGUGCUUGGGACAAAUUUAGGAAUUAUCCUCCUUUAUGAUCGGACUUGUAGCAGGUUGUCAAGGCUGCCAUCAGAGGUCACUCACGAACAAGCCAAGUGUAUACGGCUGUUACCUGCCCACAGUUACACAGCUGUAGGCUUCAACAGUGGUUUGGUUACCAUCUUUACCUUUGUGCUGGCGUCACAAGGGUUUGGCAAGCCUCAGACCCUGCAUGUCAGUGGUGCACAUAACAGUCCAGUGACCUGCCUGGAAUGGUCCCCUGAUGGUGAACUGCUCUAUAGUGGGGAUGUUCUGGGCAAAGUUUAUGUCACUGUUAUUAAGUUCCGAGAGGGGUUGACCCAGACAGCCUUGGUGUUACAAGAACCAAGUCCUAUCAUCCAACUGUCGUAUUCAUGGGAAGCUCUGUUGAUUUCUUCUGAGAAAAGAACUGUUCUCUGGGAUUUCCAUGAUGAGAAGGCCACUCAGGUUGGACAGAAGGAAAGAAAAAGUCCUGGACGAUACGGUGCCUUAUUUUACCCCCCUACAAGAGGGACAUCCGACGAUAAGUUGAAGAUGUCACCAGACGUUUACACCUCCCGGCCAGGCCUCAGGUUAUGGACUGCUGAUAUCAACGGCAAGGUUUCCGCUACCCUGAUGUACAAGGGUUUGACCAAUGAAAACCCCCCGGGUAUUACGAUCUUAAACCCCCUUCCGCCCUGUUUCACGAGACUUCCCUCCGACUACCAAGCUCAGUUCGGUCCCCUGAGACUCUACCAUGGGCAGUUCUUUGUCACGUGGGAUGUGUCCCGCCUGUGGGUUCUUGACACGUCCCCCUGUGCCCUGGUUGGUUACCAUGACAACCUGGGUGACAUUGUGGAUGUCAGCACGGCUGGUCACGAGAUCUACGUUUUGCAGAGGGGAGGGGAGAGGCUAUUGAUGAAGUUGACUUUAAUUCCUAAACUGGCCAAUCCUUUGCUUGAUGUUGUGGAGCUUAUGGAACGCAGUUUUAAAAGUGAAGAGCAGGAAAACGAGAAGCAACAGGAACCAACUGCUGAAGAUAGGGUGUCUAAGUUACAAGUAGAAGCAAGCAGUAAGGAGGAGAUCACUGAUCCUGCUCCGAGUGAAAUCGCCGACUCUUCCACAACUAUCCGUUCACAAACUGUCAGCGAACCUGACCCAUUCAAAAAGUUUCAAGAUAUAAGACAUCAAGAUUUUGGGGAGAUUGUGUUUCGAAAAACUAAAAAAUCGAAGAAGAAAGCAAACAAAGAUUCUGUCCACAAAACAACUUCAGAGCCCCCUGAUGAUACGAAAGAUCAGCCGGCCGCAAGUGAUGCUCCAAGCGAUGUCACUGACUUCUCCCUACCUCCUGCACCGGAUUACAGUCAAGAUUCUCUUGACCUGGUGGACCCUGCUUCAAAAAGACUGUCCAACAUCUCGUCGGAUUUCGACUCUGGUGAAAGAAGUAGUGCAACGUCCUCUGGACAUUACCAAGACUCAGGCGGAGAGGGAGAGGACGCUUCUGCGCAGCCUCAUUUAAUGAUUGUUCACGUUACUAAAGAAGGCACGCAGGAAAAACAUGAAGUCCACAUUGACUCCCGUUAUACCACAUGCGUGACGCAAGAAAAUUCGAGUAUUGAGGAGCAUAGUGCGACUUCUCCAAACAGUUGCGUGACAGACGCAGACAUCGGUAAUGCUCCAGAAGAUGAGGUGACGUUGGAACAGACGGAUGAACUCAGUGCAUCGCCUUCUUCUGCCAAUGUUUCUGAAGACACAUUAUCAGUUGACAACAGUUUGGGAAUGGAUUCUGUGUCUCUGUCGACAAGCACAGUGAUGGAAGACACUGAAGACGUUACGCUAAGCCCAGAAAAGUCCUUCAGCACCGACUACUUGCCAGAUAUUUACUCAAACACACCGAUGAACAUCUCCGACGCUACGUUCUCGGAUGGUUCGGUGGAGAGAUCGCAUCGUUCAAAAACCCGGUCAAAGAUCGGAUCAUCGUCUUCACUGAAAGCUGGCAGUGAUGCUCAAACAGACUCCGAAGGCACGCCCCCUGUGUCCCUCGACUCGGAGGGUGCUGAAGAGCUCAGCGACGCUGCCUCAUGGCCCCGGACUCUCUCAGAGAGGACCAUGAGCGAUCUUGAAAUAGUGAACCAUGAGGAUGCACCUCCUCUUGAAAGGUCCCCAUCUACUAGCUCCGGCUCCUCGCUGCCACGGUCCCCAGGUUCGACUAAGCAAGGGCUGCGUCUACUCGCGGACAGCUGGGCGGAAUACUACGCACCGGGGCAGGGGUACUUCCAGUUUGUUGCUGUCUCCGACACCCAUAUUUGGUGCGUGACAACUAAUGACCAUAUCUAUUACUGCCCCACCCAUUUCUCUGUUGUGACGUGGACUCAGCUCAGGGGCUCGGCGAGAAUGAUAGCUGUCAAUGACACCGGGGACGUUAUUUGGUGUAUUGACCGCAAGAAUUACGCGCACGCUCGAACAGGAGUAAACGCGAAUCGUUUAACAGGAAAGAAAUGGCAGCCAGUGGAGAAGGACAUGCGUUACGUGACUGUUGAGAGGUCAGCGGUGUGGGGAAUAAAGUUGAAUGGUGAUGUUUUCGUGAGAACAGAGGUUUCGAGGGAUAGCCCGACAGGCAAGGGAUGGCGGACUAUACAGACUGACACCAGAUUCAUGCAGGUGUCUUGUUUUGAUGGGAUGGCUUGGUUCUUGGACAGGACAAACAACAUUCACGUGUACAAAGAUGAGAACUCUUCGAGUCCCUCACAGAAAACCAACUGGGAGACACUGCAAGAUGUUUCCGCAAAGUGGGUUUGUCUUGGUAUCGAGGGAGUGGCGUGGAUUGUUGACACGAAGGGAUCCCUUUGGUUUACUAACGUCAACCGGGACAAUCCAACGGGCGACACGUGGUACCAGGUCUCUCUCGGCCAGUACUUGAUGCAAAACCGUAGCUUACUCGAGACGCUGUGGUCCUGGGUUCUACGAGGAGAUGACAUCAAAUUAUUAACCGCGAGCCCGAGAGCAGGAGUCUGGUUGUUAGACAGUGGUGGCCGUCUUCAGGCUUCGCAUGGCCACCUUCUGGGAACUCGGUGGGAUUCCAUAACACCGCAAGGCGUUGCAAAGUCUGUGUUCUGGUCGUAUCUCUCCGCAGGAUCAUACAGGGGUGACACGAGUCACGUGUGGGCUUUGCAACCCAAUGGAGAGCUGAUCUGCUUCCAGCCGGGAAGUCACCCGCUUAUUGUUGAACCCCCGCAUGGUAAGGUAUUAAAACUCAUAUCGGCAUCGGGUUCUAAUCUUUGGGCGAUCACGCACAAUUUCAAAGUCGUACAACGCUUGGGAAUUUCCGGCGCUUGCCCGCAAGGGUUCGGAUGGGUGGACUUGUCACUUCGUCAGUUCGGCGUGGGUAAGGUUUACCACCUGAGCUGUGGCGCGCUUAGCACCUGGGCAGUAGAUGACACGGGGAAUGUCUGGUUAAGGAUAGGAAAGGAAGAUUCCUCGGACCCUACGGUCACCCAGGCCUGGAUCCCUGUCGAUGGGAAUCCCCUACCUGGAUGUCGUUUUGCUAAGGUGGCCGUAAGCCCAGCGGAUCGCGUCGUCUGGGCAGUAGACGAUCGUAACAAUGCAUAUGCGCGCCGCGAUGUCACGCCAAGCUUUCCUAUAGGUACCUCUUGGGAGGUGGUACCUGGCACGGGAGUGCGUGACUUGGCUAUCAGUGAACACAUGGUUUGGGCCACUUGCCCCGGUGGUGAUGUCGUCUGUCGUUACGGGGUCAGCGAGGAUAACUGCGUAGGACAUUACUGGAAGAAAGUUCCUGGGAAUUUUGAGCUGAUCUCUGUCACACCGGAUGAUGAGCUUUGGGCUGUCGAUCAAAACGGUCAGCUGUUUCUGCGCAAAACUCGGCAUUUUUAUGGAACCCAGUCGCCCUUCAGGCCUCGGACAUACAGCGCGUUGUUUUCUGGAGAAGAAGAUUGGGAAUUUAUAUAAUAAGAAUAAUUGUAAUGACUCGAGACAUGUCACAUUUAACUUUUUGUAGAUGAAAUUUAAUUAUGAUUUAGUAAUUCAGAGAUGUAAAAUAGACGAAGUUUCUUGUGAGAUGAUCCAAACCAAUAGAGUUAUUUAAAGACUUGGACUCAUGUGACAUACCUUCACCUUACACAUUACGUGGUUCAUGCAUUGCUCGUGAACAGGGAGCUUUAUCACGUGAUAAAUGUCCAGGAAAAGUCGGUGUUCCACGUGACCACGUUUGACCAGAAAAAAAAAAAGAGCAAAAACAAAUGGUAGGGAAUUGUAAAAGAUAUCCUGUACGCUCUGAAGGAAAGAAAAAAUAUAUCAAGGGUCAAGAUUUUAAAAUUUUGUAAGAAAAAAGAAAUUAUUCUUCAACAGUCUCUAGACUCGGUUUUAAUUCGUUUUACCGUUGGUUUAUAUAUUUUUUUGCUAUAUAAAAUUCCAACGACGCGAAUCAAAGUGAAUGCCUGGUGGCACGAACUUUUCGUUAUUAGUUUCGUAUCAUCUGUUUUAUGUUAACGGUGUAAAUUUAUCGCGUGCUUAACUGCGGAUAGUUAAAUGAAAGAGAUCUUGGUGUAGGGAAAGCUAGAAGGAAACUAAGGUUGUAGGGUUUUCUUUUUAACUUCUUAUGUAAUUCAGUGUGAAAAUCUUCUUCAUUUGUCUUUGGAAUGAGACACUAUGCCUUAGUGGUAUAAUCGGCUUAAAAAACUUGUUUUUGCUUUACGUUAGAUUACUUUUGAGAUUUCAGAUCUGCUCAGACCCAUAUUGGGGACCCGAGGUCCGUUAAUUAUGGUAUAUAAUAAGGCUUGUAAGAAUGAUUAGUUCGGUCGCCAACGAAUAUCAAGUGGGAUAAAGACUCACAGUUGUAUUUGAA